Messenger RNA from Soboliphyme baturini, 222 nucleotides. NCBI's taxonomy places the organism in Eukaryota, Metazoa, Nematoda, Enoplea, Dioctophymatida, Soboliphymatidae. The record is from the annotation of a GenBank genome assembly.
AUGGACGGCCAGUGGAGCGGAAAACGAACCGAACGCGAAAUGGCUUCCGAUGACGACCACGGAACGAUCACGAAGCCGAGGAAACCUCGAAAGUACCGCGCAACACAACCAUCUGCCAACGGAGGGGACAUUUGGUGGUCACGUGCCUCUUUCCGGCGAGAAGCCGUGGUGAUCGGCCUGCUGUCUUCGGCGGCAGUCAUGGAACACCCUCCUGGCCGAUAA